CGCGAUCCCAAGAAAAAUCAUCGUGCAGGACGAACAAAUAGUGGCAAGCCACCGGACUCUCAGUCAGUCAAGGCAAUGAAGCUUAUCGGCUCAACAACCAGCAAGGGGCAGGUCAUUCCAUCCAGUACCUCCUGCGGGAGAAAACUCCAGAUCUAUUGCCCAUUGGAUGUGGGCUCGUUCGUCAUGCAAGGAUACAUACAGUUCGGCGUUAGUAUUCUCUUGGUCGGUUGAUAUAUCGACCGGUGGUGCAGAGCGCUUGGGAUGCAGGUUGUGGAGGGUCAGUCCUGAGAAGCGAGGAUAAAAGGAUACAAGUGCUCUCCAGCGACUAACUGGCAGGAUUGCCCCAUCCCGCGAAACCCAGGAUUCCUCUACCUUCUCCUCCGUCAAGAUGUUGGGAUAUCACACGGUACUGCUCCUUGCGCUGGGCUGCCUCUCUGCUAUCGUGGCCUCGUCACCACUGCCCGUGGCCUAUGCCAGAACGAGCCACAAGCUCGUUUCCAUCGUCAGAGAAGGCGAGAAUGCAUUCGAACCGGACACCCACAAACCGUCCAUGUUCUUCUUCAAUCACUUCGUGGAACACACUGUCAUCCCCAACAACAAACAAGACCACGCCGCCAGCUCCUCUUCUUCAUCUUCUUCUUCAUCCUCCUCCUCAUGCACCACCACCGCCUCCUCGGAUCCACUCCUCGUCCACUGGACAAAGGACUUCUACGGACGCUUCAUUGUAGAACGUCCCCGCACAACAGCCACAGACUGCCAUGGUCCGAAUCAUGGUCGACCCAAGCAGACGAGUAUCCUGUCUGCGCUCCGGAAUAGGGAGCGCGUCGUUGCGCCGGCAGCCAUUCUGUUCGUCAUGCUUUGGGUGGCCCUCAUAGGGGUCGGACUUGUCGAGGCUGUCAGUUAUCUGUGGGAGAAGUGGACUGGUGCUGAAGAGCUGACGACUGAGAAUGUGGAAGACGAGAAUGUCUGGGAUGACUUUACGAUUGGAGUUGUGCCGGUGGAGGACGGUGAUGAGGAACGCGGCGGGUUGGGAGACCUCAAGGUGGCUAUUUUUUGACGGAUUACGCUAUAUAUAAUGAAGUAUCAACAGCGUUGUUGGCUGUCGAUGGCGCUGAAAUGAUAUCCAAGUCGUUUA
Molecule: messenger RNA, 1135 nt
Organism: Aspergillus candidus
Lineage: Eukaryota; Fungi; Ascomycota; Eurotiomycetes; Eurotiales; Aspergillaceae
Exons: 2
Coding region: 389-1057 (222 amino acids)
Source: RefSeq, a predicted model, not a curated record